AUGGGCUGUUUUAAAGCACGUGGUAUUCCGAACAUUUACGUAUCACUAAUUUUCAACUCUGUUCUUCUUUGCUGCUGCUACUUGCUAUACACGCUUGACUGGAUGAGACAUACAACGACUUGCGGCCAGUCCGGUAUAAUCGUCUCAUACGUGACAGCUUCAUCGUCCAUCUUUUACGCUAACCAUGGCAAUUGCUACAACCGCGGCCUUCUGCUUGUAUCUCAUCAGUUCUGGACAGAAUCUCCGAUUCUUUUGUAUAGUGGCUAUUAUGCAGAUGUUGCGUAUAUGAGUGUUGUUUGCGGAUACAAUCUGAUAAGUUGCUUCAUAUUUUCGUUUGUAACGAUACUUCUCCUGGACUCAACAUCUACUAUCGGAACCAGCGGGACAAAGAAUCUAUCAGGAGACAGUCCACGGUCUUGUGACAAAAAAAUUCGAUCUACCACUAGUUCCAGCAUUGCAACCAUUUCAUAG
Messenger RNA from Cooperia oncophora, 471 nucleotides. The record is from the annotation of a GenBank genome assembly. Lineage: Eukaryota; Metazoa; Nematoda; Chromadorea; Rhabditida; Trichostrongylidae.